Messenger RNA from Prorocentrum cordatum, 991 nucleotides. The record is from the annotation of a GenBank genome assembly. Lineage: Eukaryota; Dinophyceae; Prorocentrales; Prorocentraceae.
GUCGCCCAGCUACAAGCGAUGCUCGACGCCGACGCCGACGAAGACCAAGCACCUCUGGCAGCCCCUGCUGCUGGUGAGCCUGCGCUGCGGCACCCCCGCCAGAUCCGGCACCGAAUGCGGCGCCCGAGGCAGACCGCAACGGCGACGGCCUCUCAAGCGGACGCGCUUCCUGCAGCCCCCUGCCGCGUUCGUGGACUUCGCCGCGUCUCUGUUCGCGGACGCUGCGCUCCCUGCCCCCGUGCGGUCGCGCAUCUCCGAGCGGGCAGACGUCGAGACACAUCUUUACGCAGAGACUGUUCUGACCUCCGUGCUGCAGCACGAUGCCGACAUUUUCGGAUGGAUUACGCUCAUGCGCGUGGCGCCUCGGCGCCGCGUGGUGCUCGCCUUCGCGAAAUGGGUCUCUUCCCGCGCCGCCGUUUUCACGAUGCAGAACGCCACGGACGUGGUUCACCACUUGAGUCAGCGCUUCAAGCCCGGGGAGUCGCGGUUCGAUACCCGCCACCUUGUCGGCGGGUCGGCCGUGCUGCAGGAGCUCGUCAACGAUGGCGCCAGUGUGGCUGCCGUGCGCCAUUUCGUGGACAAGUUCACCGUGUCGCCGCAUGCCGCCCGGGGCCCCAGUGCCCUCCACGAACUGCUGGAGCUGGAGUCGCGGAAACCGAAACUCGCGCACCUCCACGCUGGGUGCAAAUACCUACGGGGGCACACGGCUCGACAGCUCUUCCUCCGCACGCUCCGCCGCGACAGCCGCUGCACGUGGGGCAAGCCUGACUGGGGCGUCAUCGGCGAGCUCCUCCCGGGGACCGCCGACGGCGCCGCCGAGGUCGGAAUCGUCGGGCACGACGACGCAGUCCGAGCAAUCACCGACGUCAGCUCCACGUUCGGCGAGGUCCCGCCGCUGACGUUGGCCGACCUCAGCAUGGCCCUCUGUUUGCGCCCUCGGGCGCCGCGGCCUCACAUCGACCACGCUGUCCCGUUGGAGUUGCCUGAGUAG